This is a messenger RNA of Daphnia magna, 1511 nucleotides long. RefSeq lists its product as uncharacterized. Bases 71 to 1510 code for a protein of 479 amino acids. The record is from RefSeq and is a predicted model, not a curated record. Lineage: Eukaryota; Metazoa; Arthropoda; Branchiopoda; Diplostraca; Daphniidae. The transcript has 3 exons.
ACAUAAGCAAGAAAAUCAUUCUUCAUUCCUUUCCACGAUUUCCACCCCAUGGCUGGUAAUAUUCAAGGGAAUGUCUCUUUCAAAUCCGUUGAAAUUAAAAUCUUCAAGAAAAACUUGCUUCUUUUGUGGUGUCAAUUAUCAGGAUGAAAACAAAAGAAUUGGUAUUUUUGGUGUACCUAAGAACAAGUUUUCUAGUUGGCAAUUAAUCAUUCCAGAGCUGAAGCAAGCAUCGUUACUGUGUGAAAAGCAUUUUGAUGAGUCAGAUGUUUUAAAAGGAUUUACAGAUGGCACAGUGUAUCAUCCCUAUGGAAGAUGGAGAUUAAGUAUUUCUGCUGUUCCUCAACAUUUCUUGGGUAUAAAGGAAGCUUCUUCCAAAGUAGUCAAACGUACUCCUCUGAAACAACUGUUUUCAGUCAACACACAACAGAAGAAACGUGAUGGCAUACAAGCUAAAAUUUCUAGUGUUCAUUCUAUGUCCAACAAUCACCAAAACCUACCAUCACCUCUGGGUAAUGGAGCAAACAGACACAAACCAUUAAAAAGAACUGUUGGUACCGAGAAUACACCACCUAACCAACAUAACAAAAAAUUGAAACUUAUAAGCCACCAAGCACCUAGUCGUGUUUCUAAAAGCAAUACUCCAUUUCAAUCGGUUGCUUUACCAACCCUACAACAUCCAGAAACAGAAAUCAUUGGUGGCAUUGAUCUCAUGGAGACUGAUGAGCCUUUUAAUUUGCCAAUUGAGACUCUAACCACAGUAGAAGAAGACACUGCUAGUUGUGAAACUACUACUGCAUUUCAAUCGGCUGCUUCGCCGCCUCAUCAAGAAGAUGAAUCACAACUCAAUGGUGACAAUGAUCAUACAGAAACGGGUGAGCCUUUUGAGUUGUCCAUUGACAAAGAAACCACAGUAGAAGAAGACACUGUCAGUUGUGAUACUACUACUACAUCUAAAUCGGUUGAUUCACCCACCCUACAACAUCCUGAAACAGAAAUCAUUGGUGGUAGUGAGCUAAUGGAGACUGGUGAGCAUUUUAAUUUGCCAAUUGAGGCUGAAACCACAGUAGAAGAAGAAACUGUCAGUUGCGAUACUACUACUACAUCUAAAUCGGUUGCUCUACCGCCACAACAAGAUCCAGAAACAGAAAUAAUUGCUGGCAGGGAUCUAAUGGAGACGUUGAAAUGUGAAAAUGUGGUAACCAAUUUUUUUGAUAACGAUGCUCAUAUUUAUGUAACUAAUUGCUAUGAGGAAGUCAUGUCAGAGUUAUGUAAACUAAAUGUUUUGAAUGUUUGCUGUGAUAAACACGAAGAUUCCUUGCCCUAUUUAAUAAUGCAAUAUGCACAUAUUCGUUUUCACACAGAGUCUAAGCGAUUUCGAAACAUACAUCUGUCUAGUGAUCGAACGCAAAUGAAAACUAACAAAAAAUUGUCAAGAAUCCCAAAAAGUGCUGAAAUUCAAUGUGAAAAAGUCAAAGAAAAAGAAACAGCAAAUACAACGGAUAAAACUUAAA